GUACAAAGUACCUACACAAACAAGUAUGGGUUUCACCUCCCACUAUGAGAUCCAUCAACUUGACAUCCGAUCGACACUCACUAGCUGAAACCCUGCCAAUCACUUCCCCCUCGGCUGCCCCAUAUCCCCAGCUGGAGCUGCUAUUUCUAUCAUCCGGCCUCCGCAUGUCUCACUUCAACACCUCCCAUCAUCAUGCCCUCGCCAGCUUGUAGGUGUCCAUAUAAACCCCGGGUUACUCCGGGUCGGAGCUGUCCUCUUCAUGCUCUUCCCAUCAUAGCCAUUCCAACUUCGUCUCCCGCCUCUCUUUCAAUUCCAUCGCCAUCGCCAUCAUGAAAUUCACUUUCGCCGCCAUCACUGCCUUUGCUGCCACCGCACUGGCCCAGAAUGUCCAGAUUGCCUCUCCCAAGGCUGGCCAGACUGUCCAGGCAGGCCAGCAGGUGACGGUCCAGAUUGAGCGUCCGACUCCCCCCACCAACGUCGAGGAAAUGGCCAUCGCCAUCGGCCUGCAGUCCUGCGCCUCUGCCACCUGCUACCCGGCCUCGGAGGUCUUGGGCCACGUCCUGUACAAUGGCGCCUUUGACCCCGAGUACCACGAGUGGUACUUGCCCCAAUACCAGAACUUCACCGUCACUAUUCCCGAGGGGACUGCUUCGGGUAAGGCGGUGCUGGGUGUUGCUCAUGCCUCCCUUAUUGGGGCUUCGUUUGAGCCGUACCUCCAGACCCUCAGCCAGAACAUCACGAUCGCUUAGGUUGGUGGUGUAGAUGUACAAAGGGGGGUGGCUUGAGGGAGCUAUAUCCAAGUGCCUAGGAUAUAUUCUCGCCUAGUUGAUAAGUAUGUGUACAUAGCAAUUCAUGAAUCAAGUCGAGCAACUCUUCAUCCCAAGAACAGUACGCGCAAUCUACACCCGAUGAUAUAGCUCGUCCCGGAUGGUGGUGAUUUAGCGCCAAUCACGCCAUCCCUUGCAUUUCGCUUGCACGACAGAUCGGCAUCGAGCAUCAACAGGAAUCGCAUUGUCCAAUGGAUGAGUUAAAUGAUAGUAUCUCAAGUGGGGUGGUGGUGUCUUUCAAGGAAUACUCAAAUAAAGAGCAGACCUUCGCUGUCCCGCUACAAUGUAAAUAAACCACAAUAAUACUACAACCAUGAAAG
Molecule: messenger RNA, 1147 nt
Organism: Aspergillus neoniger CBS 115656
Lineage: Eukaryota; Fungi; Ascomycota; Eurotiomycetes; Eurotiales; Aspergillaceae
Exons: 3
Coding region: 330-749 (139 amino acids)
Source: RefSeq, a predicted model, not a curated record